CGAAUGGAUUAAUGCGUGUUUGUAAUUAUCAACACAAAACCAAAAUGAAACCCCCAUUAGAGUAGUGAAGCUGGUUUUCUUUUUGUUUCAUCUUUCAUGACCUUUGCUCUUACAGAUCCUUUUGAAGGUUGAGACACUACCAUUAUCAAUCUCACAAGGGUCUGGAAGAAAAAUGACUAAACAAAUUGUUCUAAGACAAUCAAUGACGGAUAGGAGACAACCUUUACUAACAAAAGGAUCAUCAUCAUUAACACCAGGAGGAGUAAGUUUAAGAAGAAAUUUGCAAUCAUCGUCAUCAACAGGAGGAAGUAAAAGAUUUGCAGAAGUAGCAGGAGGAACAGCAGCAGAAUGCGCAGCAAUAUGUUGUUGUUGUCCAUGUGGGAUCAUGAAUUUACUAGUGCUUGCUGUAUAUAAGUUACCAGCGGGAUUAUGUAGGAAAGCAUUGAAGAAUAAAAGGAUAAAAAGAUUGAAGAAAAAUGGUGUCUUUCAGCAACAACAACAGAAGAAAAGAUGUUGUUGCGGUUGCGACGAACCCGAUAUUCAAAUUCAUCCAUUGGGUGUUGUUACUAAUGACUGGGGUGAUGAGGAUAAUAAUUUAUCAGGUGAAUUGAUUAGUAGUAAAUCCGGUACGGUUAUGUUAUCUGCUGGGAAAGAGAUUCAAGAUUUGGAGAUUGAAAUGUGGGAUAAGUUUUAUAGUACUGGGUUUUGGAGAAGUUCUUCUCAAAGAGAUGAUCUUCAUGAUUUGCCCAUUAUUACUCUUGAUGAUUAAUUCGUUCUUUAUCCCACAUUUCAACGAUGAAUGUCAUAAUUCACAGAUGUUAAACUAAUUGAUUGAAGAUGAUUUGAUUUGAUUGAAAAAUAAGUAUCAGCUAUGUUGUAAUGUUUAUGGUAAAAACUGUCUCCUAAUUCCUUUUGAACUUUUUUUCUCUUUAAAAUAUAAUUUUCUUGAUAGUACGAGAUUAAGUCAGCCGACUGAAAAAAAAAAAUGAAAAAAAAAAAGUGUAACCCGACCAUAGUUGUUUGCCUUGAGAUGAUGGAUUGGUGGGAUAGAAGAUGUAAUUUGUGAGGGGUACUCCUUAAUUUUUUAACUAAAGAAGAGAGAGAUUGCAUUUUGUUGGGUGGAAUUCGAUUGUGCUUGCUUACUGAAAUUAUUCUAUACAUUUUACUACUAUCAUUAAUUUA
Papaver somniferum (opium poppy) is the source of this 1182-nucleotide messenger RNA. RefSeq lists its product as uncharacterized. The transcript has a single exon. Lineage: Eukaryota; Viridiplantae; Streptophyta; Magnoliopsida; Ranunculales; Papaveraceae. The record is from RefSeq and is a predicted model, not a curated record. The coding region runs from base 173 to 769 and encodes 198 amino acids.